Messenger RNA from Prunus armeniaca (apricot), 747 nucleotides. The record is from the annotation of a GenBank genome assembly. Lineage: Eukaryota; Viridiplantae; Streptophyta; Magnoliopsida; Rosales; Rosaceae.
AUGCGUGAGUUGUUGUUACAAGCUAUUGGUGGCAACAAUGGAAGAGAAGACAGAGAUAUACAACACCACAUUGAUUUGGUACCUAGGGCUAGUCUACCAAAUCUACCACAUUAUCGCAUGAGCCCUAAGGAGAACGACAUCCUAAGAGAGCAUAUUGAAGAGUUGUUACAAAAGGGUUUUAUCAGGGAGAGCUUGAGCCUUUGUGCAGUUCCAGUCCUUCUUGUUCCAAAGAAAGAUCAGUCAUGGCGUAUGCCAGGUGACGAGUGGAAAAUAACAUUUAAGAGCAAGGAAGGGUUAUACGAAUGGCUAGUGAUGUCGUUCGGAUUGUCAAAUGCACCUAGCACCUUCAUGAGACUUAUGAAUCAGGUGGAUGACGAGAAGAUCAAAGCAAUUCUUGAUUGGCCAACUCUAAAAACAGUCUCUGAAGUUCGAAGCUUCCAUGGUUUGGCCACUUUUUACAGGAGGGUUGUGAGGCAUUUCUGUUCCAUUGUCGCACCUAUUACUGAAUGUUUGAAGAAGGGCAGGUUCAAUUGGGGAGAAGAGCAAGAAAAAAGUUUUGCUCUUGUGAAAGAAAAACUUUGUACCGCUCCAGUUCUAACUCUUCCAAAUUUUGAAAAGGUGUUUGAAGUUGAAUGUGAUGCCAAUGGCAUGGGAGUGGGAGUUGUGCUUUCUCAAGACAAGAGACCAAUUGCUUUCUUUUCUGAAAAGUUGAGCGACACUCGUCAAAAGUGGAGUACUUAUGACUAA